This is a messenger RNA of Cooperia oncophora, 1173 nucleotides long. The record is from the annotation of a GenBank genome assembly. Lineage: Eukaryota; Metazoa; Nematoda; Chromadorea; Rhabditida; Trichostrongylidae.
AUGAAAAAGAAGAAGAAGAAGGAAAGCAAUGGCAGUGGUGAUUCAACGUUGAUUUCGGUCGUUCUUGUCGACACCGACUAUCGUUCUAACUCUGAGGAAGGCGCUUCGUCACAGCUCGCUCAGCCGGGCUGGUAUGUAUACGCGCCACAGCUGCUGGCUACAAAGAGUCGACUUCUACGAGCGUUAGGUUUCGAGUUUCCACCAUCAUUAAUCGUUGUUGAUACGGCUUCACGGACUGUGGUGACAACAGAAGGACGUCGACUGUUGGCCGAUGACGUGAAUGGAACGUCAUUCCCAUGGUGGCCACCAGCUGCGCUGGAAGUACUAAGGGGAAACAUUUUACGCCGAGUUAAUGGUGUCGUAGAGACGUCAGACUUCUCAACUAUUAAAACUACAGUCCGUGGACUACUGUUCGGAGCACAGUGGAUGCCCUGGCCUGCUUUCGCUUACGACCCAUCUAAAACCAUCGCAUUAACAAGGGUGUACAACAUCAGUGGCAUUCCAUCGUUAAUUCUCCUGGAUUCGUCUGGUCGAGUGAUUACAAAUCAUGGUCGAUCAUCACUGCUGGAGGACCCGGCCGGUCGCUAUUUCCCAUGGGGCCCUCGCCCAUUGUACGAGCUCAAUGAGUACACUGUCUGUCGCCUUAGAGAUGAACCAUCGUUGAUACUUUUCACAGAACGAAUGAAAAUUGAGGAACGACGUCAGGAAGAAGCUGAGAAGAAGAGCGAUGAAAGUGCUGAACAAGGCAAUGGACUGUCCAAAUCAGCCAGUAGCGAAGAGUGCAGUUCCACCGGUUCGGAUCUGCCCAUCCCACCUCAGGCCGAUCCCUUGCAACUUUUGUACACAGGCGAGGAUCCCAUAUGUGACCAUAUUCUUGAGUCAAUUCUUGGCCUUGGUGACGUAGAGCUACCACUAAUCUGCAUUGUCGAUGGUCUAGCUGGCCAUCUAUGCGUCUGCGAUCGACCGGAUGUCUCAGAGGCAGUGCUGGACGAGUUUGUCGCCGAAUAUCGGGCGGGUAGACUUCAAUGGACUCCCUUGCCGGCUGCCGAUCAGAACGCGCCCAAGAGCGUCGGCGGCAUUCCGAGCGCCAUCAUCGAACAAGCACUUAUCAGCCAUUCUCCAUCACAAAAUUCUAUGGGCGGAGGCGGUAAAGAGGAGGUGAAAGCUGUGUAG